AUGAGUGGUGAGAAUUCACUCGUUUUCAACAACGAAUCACCAUUGAAUCUCUCAUUCACAUCAAUCAUCAAUCCAUUAAUAUCAACAACAACACAAACCCUAACAAGUUCUAUUCCCUACUCGGAUGGGCACUUCGAUCGAUUGUCCAUCGUUCAAAUCGAUCACUACGCUACAAAUUGGACUUCUUCAACCGAGACAGAUAAACUCUUUCAAGAUGACGCCGUUUGGAUUAUCACCUCUUCAUUUAUCAUCUUCACUAUGCAUUCAGGUUUCGGUUUGCUCGAAUCGGGUAGUGUUUCAGCGAAAGAUGAGGUCAAUAUCAUGGUCAAGAAUGUGGUUGAUGUAGUGUUCGGCGGUGUCUCAUAUUGGGCGCUGGGUUUUGGGCUCUCUUUUGGCGAUUUCGAACCGUUAGCAAACUCGUUUUGCGGCUUUGGGAAGUUCUUCUACGAUCCGACUAGACAUGGCACAUCGGCGAACGCUGAGGGAUGGGCGUACGCGUCGUUUCUUUUUCAACUCUCAUUAGCAACCACCGCUUCAACAAUUGUAUCUGGUGCUGUGGCCGAACGGGCAAAGCUCAAAUCGUACAUUCUAUUGGGUUGUAUUGUCAUAAUCAUUCAGGCGUUGCCAGCUCACUGGAUUUGGGCCCAAAACGGGUUCUUUUUUCGGCUUGGUGUCAUCGAUUUCGCUGGUUGUUCGGCGGUUCAUAUGGUUGGUGGGAUUAUCGGUUUAAUCGCGACAAUCUAUCUGAGACCUCGACGAAAUCGUUUCUCUGAAGACGCCGUCUCACAAAUGAGCAGUCCGACGAAUGCUUUAUUAGGAACAUUUCUCUUAUGGUGGGGUUGGUUUGGGAUUAAUGCUGGCUCGGUUUGGGGGAUUACGAAUGGAAGGUGGAGGCUGGGGGCGAGAGCCGCUGUUGCCACAAUAAUGUCAUCAAUCGGUGGUGGAUCGACAGCAAUUAUUUUUAGUUUUAUAAAAACGAAAAAAUUGCAAGUGAAUUUCCUCAUAAAUGGAAUUCUCUCGAGCAUCGUUUCAAUCACUGCAAUGUGCGCAGUGGCUCGUCCCUGGCAUUCACUAGUGAUCGGCUCGAUUUCUUCAGCUUUCUCCAUUCUUGUUUUACCCCUCCUUGACAGAUUACAUAUCGAUGAUCCAGUUGGCAUUGUCCCGAUCCAUCUGACCUCAUCAAUUUGGGGAAUGAUGGCUGUUGGGAUUUUCGCAGAGAAAGAUCGAUUCCUGCCAUCCUCUUCCAAUCAAAAUGGUCUUCUUUAUGGUGGCGGUUUAUGGUUGUUGGGUAUUCAGUUGUUGUGUACAUUGACAGUGCUUGUUUAUUCGGCUUCAAUGGGAAUCAUUGCUUUAUUUUGUAUAGCCAAAUCACCGCUAGGUCUUCGUGUCACCGACUACGAAGAGCAAAUUGGAGCUGAUGUGAUCGAACAUGGGCUAGCUGGGACGAAUGUUUCUCGAUAUGUUGUCGAGAAACCGUUGAGUACAAAAACUUUUCUUUCCGUUACAAAAGCGAUCACAAAAUGGAAAAUGCUGACAAAACAGAAGAACAAAGCGAAACGAAUGGAGACGAUGAAACAGCGAAGAGAUGGAUUGCGGAUGAGAUUAGCAAAUGGUCACACACGAAACGGUGCACUGCAACGAGGCACGAGUCUUCAAUUGAGCACAGAUACGAAACUCAACCAAAACAACGAUACGACUCAUUUACACAAUGGGAAGCUGAAGAAAAGCGUUUCACAGAACAACUCUCCGCGUGAUGCGUGUACCCCAGUGCCUACACCGAGGACGAAACGUGAUCAUCAAUUGAAUAUGAAAUCAAUUCCCGAAAAUCCGACUGACUCAAUCCCGUUGAGCUCACUCGAAACACUCCACAAUCACAAGGAAGACUUUGAAGCAAAGAAAUCGCAUAUCACGAUUCCAAUAGACGGUCAAGUGGACUCGGGUUUGGGCACAGAAGGUGCCGAGACACCGUCAGAGAAUGGAGAGAGGAGAGAUGGUGGAGAGGAGGUGAAUAGAGAUGGGGGAAAUGGAGAGAAUCGAUCAACAACAUCACACACAAUCACAUCCACAUCUCCACAUCAACCAUCAUCGACAAGAGACGAUGGAGAUGACGGAGGAGAAGGCGAUGGGAGUCCCGUGCCGAGGAGUAGACGACGAUCUCGUCAUCGUCAAAUCGGUGAAAUGAUCCGUCCAACGACAGUUUCCUCAAUUCAGCCUCGUCUCUCAGCGGGUCUUUUCAGACGGGCUCCUCUACCUCGACCAAUUUCACCACCUGAAGAGGUGGUUAUCUGGACAACACAACGCGCGACAGCUCGCUACACGAAAAAUAAUCGAGUUCAACCGCGA
Molecule: messenger RNA, 2343 nt
Organism: Mesorhabditis belari
Lineage: Eukaryota; Metazoa; Nematoda; Chromadorea; Rhabditida; Rhabditidae
Source: the annotation of a GenBank genome assembly